Molecule: messenger RNA, 1886 nt
Organism: Osmerus eperlanus (European smelt)
Lineage: Eukaryota; Metazoa; Chordata; Actinopteri; Osmeriformes; Osmeridae
Gene: pnp5a
Product: purine nucleoside phosphorylase 5a
Exons: 6
Coding region: 204-1085 (293 amino acids)
Biological process (GO): nucleoside metabolic process
Cellular component (GO): cytoplasm
Molecular function (GO): purine-nucleoside phosphorylase activity
Source: RefSeq, a predicted model, not a curated record
UCAACGUCAUUCAUAGAAACUGAAUAGUGUGGAUUCUACCACCCAAUACCGGUUAUAAAGAACUAAAGACGAUUCCCGGUUACUGAGACAAAAUACUGCGAUUUAUUUAAUCAACAAUCUUCUGAAAUUCUUUUUAUUUAUUAAAGAAAACCGUUCCGUUAACUUGCUGAUAUUUCGAGGACUCAAGACAUCUAAUCUUCAGAAUGUUUCCUGACACUAGCACCGGGUAUGGGUAUGAGGACUGCAAGGCCACGGCUGAAUGGCUCCUGGCCCAGACCUCGGUCCGCCCCCUGGUGGGCAUCGUGUGCGGUUCAGGCAUGGGGGGCCUGGCUGACAUGCUGAAGGACCAGGUGGCCUUCAACUACAAGGACAUCCCCAACUUCCCCCAGAGCACAGUGCACGGCCACGCUGGCCGCCUGGUGUUCGGGACCCUGAAGGGGAGGCCGUGCGUGUGCAUGCAGGGGCGCUUCCAUCUGUACGAGGGGUACCCCAUCCACAAGAUCACCCUGCCCAUGCGCAUCUUCAAGCUGCUGGGCGUGGACACGGUCAUGCUGACCAACGCGGCCGGAGGCCUCAACCAGGACUACAAGGUGGGCGACGUCAUGAUCAUCAAAGACCACCUCAACAUGCCCGGCUUCGCCGGCAACAACCCGCUGACCGGACCCAACGACGACAGGUUCGGGGUGAGGUUCCCCUGUAUGUCGGACGCCUACGACCGGGAGCUGCAGCAGCUGGCCAUGGACGUGGGCCAGGAGCUGGGCUACGGGGACUUCCUGAGGGAGGGGGUCUACUGCGUGCUGGGGGGGCCCUCCUUCGAGACCGUCGCAGAGUGCCGCAUGCUCCACAAGCUGGGGGCAGACGCCGUCGGCAUGAGCACGGUGCACGAGGUGAUCGUGGCGCGGCACUGCGGCAUGCGCGUGUUCGCCCUGUCCCUCAUCACCAACCAGGCGGUGAUGGACUACGACAGCGAGGAGAAGGCCAACCACGAGGAGGUGCUGGAGACAGGCCAGCAGCGCGCCGAGCAGCUGGAGAGGCUGGUGUCCACCAUGGUCACCCGCCUCGAGCACAACAACAACUACGUCUGAGCCCCCCCCCCCCCCCCCGGACCUAGAGAGGAGGUUGACCUGUGACCCCUUGACCCCUGUUCCCUGGGGGGUGAGGGGGUGUGUGGGGGGGGGCGUCACGUCAACUCUCAACCUUCUCAGAUCGCCCGAGCCUUCCCUCAGGACGCCAGAACUGCCCCGGACAGAUUUGCCCCCCCCCCUCCCCUCGUUUAUUUCUGAGAUGGUUCUCAAAGCCAGUUUGCUAGUUACACAUGUUGUCCGUUUGUUUAUUUUAAGUAUUAUUUAAAAUAUUUGUUUUGAUAGAUGUACCUUUGAGGUGAAAGUUCCUAGCUAACCUUGAUGGUAGCUUACUGGCCCUCUGAAAGCAGACUAGGUUGAAAAAAAUUACAAAGCUAUUCUGAGUUAUCCUCACUUGCGCCAAGUUGCGACUGGACAAAGCCGAACUAUGAUGACUUGUGAUUGUGACAGUGCCUGACCUGAUUAAGUCUUGAACCAACAUACUACCUGACUUCAAAUGUUAUAAAUCCCCUAAUCAUUCUUUAUUUUAAUCUAAAGAAGAAACUCGAUGUGUACAUUCCCGUAACAAGCAGCCAAAAAAGAAACUGUCCCAGAAUCAUUUUUUAUCUUUUUAAAGUUGAUAACUGUUGUUACUUAUGUUACUCAUCUUAUGUAAAUGUCCUUCAUUUAACUUAACAAUGAGCAAUGUGCAUACAAUAUGUAUUUGUAUGUUCUCUUGUCUAUAGGUGUACAUUGAACUUGUAAGGUAUUAGUGUUGUGUUAUUAAUAUGAAUGUUGUUACUAAAGUUUAUAUUUAUUAAUGUG